Messenger RNA from Brassica oleracea var. oleracea, 639 nucleotides. RefSeq names its product monothiol glutaredoxin-S2-like. The transcript has a single exon. The record is from RefSeq and is a predicted model, not a curated record. Lineage: Eukaryota; Viridiplantae; Streptophyta; Magnoliopsida; Brassicales; Brassicaceae. Bases 124 to 432 code for a protein of 102 amino acids.
ACACAACAUUUUCACAACCUAAACAAAAUCAUAUUGAUUCAGAAACCUAUUCCAAAGGUUAAAUAAGAAACAAAAACUAAGAAACUGAAUUUUAGUAGUGAUACCUUAUAAUACAAACUAGCAAUGGAGAUGAUAACGAAGAUGGUGUUGGAGAGACCAGUGGUCAUUUACAGCAAAAGCUCAUGUUGUAUGUCCCACACGGUCAAGACUUUGCUCUGCGACUUCGGUGCGAAUCCAGCGGUUCACGAGCUUGAUGAGGUACCUAGAGGCAGGGAGAUUGAGCAGGCGUUGUUGCGGCUUGGGUGUAGCCCGGCGGUUCCAGCCAUUUUUAUUGGAGGAGAGUUGGUUGGUGGAGCUAACGAGGUCAUGAGUCUUCACCUUAACGGCUCAUUGAUCCCUAUGCUUAAGCAGGCUGGUGCAUUGUGGGUCUGAAUUAAUAUAUUUAACUAACUAGUUUACUUAACACUAAGUUAAGUACGCAGAAUAAUGUUUUUAAAUACAUCUAUGGUUUUUGACGUGGUGAUAUGUAUGAGUCCAUGUCAGAUCAAUAAUCCGGGUGUUAUCUUUUUACUGUUUUGAUGUUACAUGAACUUAUAAGAAAAUAAAUAUAAAUAAUAAUGAAGAAAUUAAGAAAAAUAA